AUGAAAAUAAGAUGGGUCUGCUCAAGAUGGCCUGGGUCUGCCCAUGACUCGCGCGUGUUCAAGACCUCCGCGAUAUAUGGGCAGCUCCAGAGAAGGCAGUUGAGGGGAGUCCUAUUGGGGGACUCUGCGUAUGCGUCAGAAACAUUCCUACUCAAGCCCGACGUCAACAACCCCACGGAACGAGGCAAGAGGCGCCGCUAUAUAGAAGCAUUAGCUCGGCGCGCACUUCGGCGUCGAGCAGGCCUUUGGAGUGCUGAAGCGGCAGUUUUCACAUACUACAUGGGGAAUGCAGCGAUAAACGCAAGGGAGCCGCCGGAUUAUGACGACUACCUCGGCGAAGACAGGCAGGAUGGCGAGGUUCCGUCCGAACCUACAGACGAACCUCCUGAUCGAUUGGCAUACUCUUUUAUGCAAGAAGUAAUCAGGAAGUAUUUCUGA
This is a messenger RNA of Cooperia oncophora, 438 nucleotides long. Lineage: Eukaryota; Metazoa; Nematoda; Chromadorea; Rhabditida; Trichostrongylidae. The record is from the annotation of a GenBank genome assembly.